Messenger RNA from Plasmodium gallinaceum, 2520 nucleotides. Its product is annotated as endonuclease/exonuclease/phosphatase family protein, putative. The transcript has a single exon. The record is from RefSeq and is a predicted model, not a curated record. Gene Ontology annotation, biological process: nuclear-transcribed mRNA catabolic process, deadenylation-dependent decay. Gene Ontology annotation, cellular component: mitochondrion. Gene Ontology annotation, molecular function: 3'-5'-RNA exonuclease activity. Lineage: Eukaryota; Apicomplexa; Aconoidasida; Haemosporida; Plasmodiidae. The coding region runs from base 1 to 2520 and encodes 839 amino acids.
AUGACAUGGAUAAAUUUCAUUUCAAGUUUAAUCAUUAUUUUUUUUUUAUUAGAUAAAAAAAAAAGUAUGCUUUGUUUAUCAUUUAAGCAUAAAUUUAUAAGAUAUGCAUCAAAAGCAAGAUUAAAUAAACAGCAAAAAGAACAAAACCAAUAUAUAAAAAAAAAUUUUUUUUAUGGAAAAAGAUUUGUAUUUAUAUUAUCAAAAAAGGUUUAUAACUUAAAUAAUAAAUCAUCUCUACCUUCAGUGUCUAUUAAAAUAAAUAAAAAUAAAAACUUUAACUGCUUGAAAAAAGUAAUUGAAAAAAAUUUAGUUCCAGUUAAUUAUUUUUCGCUUUAUAUGAAAAAUUUUUUUUUUCCUUAUUGUAAUAAAAAAAAGCUAGGAUUUGUUAAAAUGAGUAGUAUAAAUGAAUCUAAAUGUAAUAUAUCAAUAGAAGAAGUAACUACAAAAAAUCAACAAACAAAAUAUAAUGAAAGCAUUUUAAGUGAAAAUGACAAUAAAACAAAUCCUAUCCAUGAUAAUUUUGAAAAAACAAAUUCAAAAGAUAAAAGUAAUAAUGUAGAAUACAAAAUAGAUACACCAAAAGAAGAUAAAAACGAUAUUAUAAAAAAAAGGACAAAUAAUCAUCUAGAUAAUUUAAGUAACUCAAAAAAUAUUAGCAUUAAUUCAUCAAACAAGAAACUUUUUGUAAUUGACACAGAUAAAUGUAAGGAUGACACAAAUAUAACAAGUAAAAAUGCAAAUGGUGACGAGAAUUACAAAAUUUAUAAUAUACAAGAACUAGAAAAUAUGAGAAAAAAUUCUAAUUUUUUUAAAUUAAAUAGUACAGAAAAUGACGAAUUUAGCAUAGAAUUAUAUUUUAAUUAUAAAGAAUUGAAAUUUUUAAGAAAAAAGGAGGAAAAUUUAAAAUCAUUAAUAAAUAGAUUAACUUUAAAUCUAAAGAAAUUAGAAAAAAAAAAAAAACAAUUAAAUAAAAAAAAAAAUAAAAAUAAAGAGCAAACAGAAGACUCACCUAACAAAACUGUAAAUUCUAUUCAAUUUUUUGAUAGUGAAAAUAAUUUAAUUGAUGAAAAUGAUACAUUGAAAGAUAUUGCAGAUAAAUUAAAUUAUGUAAUUAUAGAUAAUUUGAAAAUAUCAAUAUUCAAAGAUUUAUAUGAUCUAAAACAAAUAUAUGUAUCAAUGGAUGUGUAUAAUAAUCAUCCUAUUAUUCCUGUUAAUUUGCCAUUGGAUAAAAUAAAUGAAUAUGUCUAUUAUUGGAUAGAUUCAACAGAUAAAAAUGUAGUAAAGUCUUAUGAGUUAUUUUAUAUCCCUAAUAAAGAUGAAAUAUCUAAAAAAAUUCAACUAGUUAUAUAUGAUAAAAAAAAUCCUUUUUUUUUUUACGUGACUGAGCAGACACAAGUUAAUCAUAAUGAAUUUGAAGAAGAACUAAUAAUAAAAGGAAAUAGAUAUAUAGAUUUUAAAAAAACACAUGAUGAUAAUAAUAACAUAAUUCGUAUCAUGUCUUAUAAUAUACUUGCGCCAAUUUAUACGAAUACAAAAUAUGCAAUGGAAUACAUGUUUAAAAAUAUUGAACCUCGUUAUUUAAAAACAAAUUAUAGAUCACAUUUAUUGAUUUAUGAUAUAAAUUAUGAUCUUGAUAUAAUAAGUUUACAAGAAGUUAGUGAAUAUUUACAUUCUAAUUUGUUUACUGUUUAUUUACAUGAAAAAUUUUAUUCCUAUUAUAAGCCAAAAAGUAAUCACGGAAAUGAUGGAUGCUCCUUGUUUGUGAAUAAAAAAAAAUUUUCUCUUAUAGAACAUAGGAAUUACGAAUUCAGCGAAGUUAUUAAAAAGAAAGAAUUGAAAGAUGUGUAUGAUGUGUUUAUCAAUUUAUCAGAAAAUCUUGAAGAAAUCAUUAAUGGAAUUAAAACUGUUUUUCAAAUAGGAAUAUAUUUACAUAAAAAUACACAGUGCGUUUUUAUAAUUGCAAAUACUCAUUUUUAUUUUCAUAGUUUAGCAGAUCAUAUUAGAGCAAUGCAAUCAUAUUCUAUAUUGUAUAUUUUACAUACUUUAAAAAAUGAAUGUGAACAAAAAUAUUUGAAAACUGCUUAUGUUAUUUUAAAUGGGGAUUUUAAUACAACUUUUGAUUCAGAUGUUUUUCAUUUUUUCGAAGGUAAAGAUAUUACUUCUAAUUCAGAAAUAUGGAAAAAUGCGAAAUUAUUUAAAAAGGAAUUCGAUGAUUUAAAUAAAUAUCCCAAGUUAUUUGAUUUAAAAAAUACCUAUUCUUCUCAUGAUAUUAAUGGCCCAUUUUUGAAUAGAAAGAAAUUUUUAAGUUUAUAUUCUGCUUAUAAAAAGAAGGAUAUUUCUUAUACUAAUUGGAAUAAUAAUUUUAUAGAAGUCUUAGAUCAUAUAUUUUUAUCACCAGAUAUUAAGGUUAGGAAAAUAUUAAAAGGAAUUGAUCAAAAUAAUUUCGCAAAAUACAAAGGUUUAGUUUCUCCAAUACAUCCAAGUGACCACUUACCAAUAGCCGCAGAAAUAGAAAUAUAA